AUGUGUGACUGUAUACAAAGUACCCAGGAGCAGGCUCUCCACUUGGAAGGGGAUCUCAAUCCUUCUACAGUCCCAAUGUCUGCUUUAGCAUUUAAGAAAAUGCCCAAAAGUAUUUCAAUAUCCAAAUAACUGGCUUCAAUAAAAGCUGUCAUGAAGGGCUCAGAUCUGGAGAAAGCUAUUGCUAUCAACUGCUCUGAUUUUCAGAAGUUCUCUGACCCCAAUGGUAAACUUGAAAAAGCUACUGCCAAAAAUCUUCUACAAACCCAAUUUAGGAAUUUCACAGAGAGACAAGAAACCAACCCAAAAUACAAAGACCUUCUUUCUGAAUUUGAUGAGCAUACAGAAAAUAAGCUUGAUUUUGAGGAUUUCAUGGUCUUAUUGUUAAGUAUCACUAUAAUGUCAGAUUUGCUACAAAAUAUAUGGAAUGUAAAAUGA
Artibeus jamaicensis (Jamaican fruit-eating bat) is the source of this 435-nucleotide messenger RNA. It is a transcript of the gene SNTN, whose product is annotated as sentan, cilia apical structure protein. NCBI's taxonomy places the organism in Eukaryota, Metazoa, Chordata, Mammalia, Chiroptera, Phyllostomidae. The record is from RefSeq and is a predicted model, not a curated record. The transcript has 4 exons. Gene Ontology annotation, molecular function: transition metal ion binding.